AGAGGGCGGUGACCCGCGUGCCGGCUGUGACCGCCCAUCGCACCUCCCCCGCGCUCCGCCCGCAGUGCGCUCGUCCGGGGGACGCUUGCGGCCGGGAAGGUGCGGGGAGGUCCCGGGACCAGCGGUCCCUGAAAGGGGUGUUGUACCCCGAGGCGUCUGGUGCUUUGCUUUGUUUUGUUUUUGACGCCUUCCCGCUGUACAACCAACUACGUAUCCCAUCUCCCCACUAGGAUGGUUAGUGGGGCUCUCGGUGUCUGAGCAGCACCCUUGUUGCUACUUCCCUGCCCUCUGUCUGCAAAAAAAAAAACAAAACAAAACCUGAUGCCGUCUAACCCCUCUCAGAAACUGGGAAGAAUGCUAGGUCGCUGCAGCAGAGGAAGAGCUACAGAAAUCAGGGCCUUUGGAACUGGGCUUGGACACUCGUUACUUUUAGGCCUAUCUUUGUCCAUUUUCUCUGUCCGGCUUCAUUCUGCAGAACAGAAUUCUUCAUAUGCCCAAGAAGGUGGCCAUCCGCAGCCAGCUUCACAUACGUCCAGGGUAAAGUUUAUUGGAAGAGGAGAAGCCAAAGGCAAUAGGACCAAUGAGGAAGCAGUUGUAAUAGCUCAGACAUUUUUGUUGUAUGAAGUUGAACAUGGCAGAAGAAGAGGAUUAUAUGUCUGAUUCCUUCAUUAAUGUCCAAGAAGAUAUCAGACCAGGAUUGCCAAUGCUGAGGCAAGUUCGAGAGGCCCGCCGAAAAGAAGAAAAGCAACAGGAAGCUAAUUUGAAAAAUAGGCAGAAGAGUUUGAAAGAGGAAGAACAAGAAAGACGUGACAUUGGGUUGAAAAAUGCACUAGGCUGUGAAAACAAAGGGUUUGCUUUGCUCCAGAAGAUGGGCUAUAAAAGUGGUCAGGCCCUUGGCAAGAGUGGAGAUGGUAUUGUUGAACCAAUUCCUCUCAAAGUCAAAACAGGAAAAAGUGGCAUUGGUCAUGAGACAUUAUUAAAACGAAAAGCAGAGGAAAAAUUAGAAAGCUACAGAAGAAAGAUUCACAUGAAAAACCAAGCUGAAGAAAAUGCUGCAGAACAGUUCCGAAUGCGACUUAAAAAUAAGCAAGAUGAAAUGAAGCUAGAAGGAGAUCUUAGGAGAAGCCAGCGAGCCUGUCAACAGUUGGAUACGCAGAAGAAUAUUCAGGUUCCCAGAGAGGCCUGGUACUGGCUGAGGCUUGAAGAGGAGACUGAAGAAGAGGAAGAGGAAGAUGAAGAUGAGGAUGAGGAUGAGAGUGAAGAUUUAAGUGUACUGGACAAAUUACAGAUAUUGACUAGUUAUCUAAGAGAAGAACAUCUGUAUUGUAUUUGGUGUGGAACAGCCUAUGAAGAUAAAGAAGACCUGUCUUCAAAUUGCCCAGGACCAACUUCUGCAGAUCAUGACUAAGAUUAUUGUCAAUAAAGUAGAAACUUGGAAAAUGCUGUUGCCAGAUGUUUUGUGUUUUGUUUUUUUUGUACUUCAGAAGUACUUUGUACUUUAGACUAUAAUUGUCCACUGACUUCAAUAAAAGAAUGGACUAUUUCAGAACACAA
This is a messenger RNA of Miniopterus natalensis, 1554 nucleotides long. RefSeq names its product G-patch domain containing 11 (gene GPATCH11). The record is from RefSeq and is a predicted model, not a curated record. NCBI's taxonomy places the organism in Eukaryota, Metazoa, Chordata, Mammalia, Chiroptera, Miniopteridae. Gene Ontology annotation, cellular component: kinetochore. Gene Ontology annotation, molecular function: nucleic acid binding.